Messenger RNA from Olea europaea var. sylvestris, 1470 nucleotides. RefSeq lists its product as uncharacterized. The coding region runs from base 1 to 1470 and encodes 489 amino acids. NCBI's taxonomy places the organism in Eukaryota, Viridiplantae, Streptophyta, Magnoliopsida, Lamiales, Oleaceae. The transcript has 3 exons. The record is from RefSeq and is a predicted model, not a curated record. Gene Ontology annotation, molecular function: catalytic activity.
AUGAAUUCACCCCUUAAACAAAAUGGAAUUCGUGAAUUUAUCAAGCAACAUUGCAUUGAUAUUAUGGGUAUUUUGGAAACAAAGUUGGGGUAUCGAAAAUUGAUGAGAAUUUUGAGGAAUAAGUUCGAUGGCUUCAUGCAUGUCAACAAUUUUGGAACUCAUAGAGCUGGAGGGAUCUUGAUUUUGUGGAAUCCAUCCAAAGUAUUUUUGGAUGUGAUGGAGGUUCAUCAACAAAUCAUUCAUUGUAAAGCUUUACAAGAUAACAUCUUAUACCUUUCUUGUUAUUUUUGUUUAUUAUUUCAUACUGUGGUUAACCGGAUGCCACUUUGGAAUAACAUUAUGGAGUUCAACACUAAUUUCUCAUCACCGUGGUUGAUUCUUGGUGACUACAACAAUGUUCAUAAAUUUGAUGAAAAACGUAAUGAGGUGGAUGUUACCUCUUAUGAAAUCAAGGAUCUUACAAAUUGUUACCUUCAUGUGGGUCUAAUGGAUGUGCGGUCUAUUGGUUGUUAUUACACAUGGACUAAUGGUUCGAUUUGGAGAAAAAUCGAUAGGGCAAUGAUCAAUGAUAUUUGGGUGCAAAAUGGGGUAUAUGUUGUUGCAAAUUUUCUAGCCUCCAGUUGUCUUUCCGAUCAUUCCCCUUGCAUUGUUUCCGUCCAUGACCGUGUUUGGGGUGGAAAAAACCUUUCAACUUGUUGGAAUUUUAAUGUGCGGGGGACAAAGCAAUUUAUACUUUGCAAGAAAUUGAGCAAACUAAAGGGAGCUUUGAAGGAGCUUAAUAAUAAGUAUUUUGAGCACAUUUUGACUGGGGCAAAUGAGGCUAAAAUUGAAUUGGAGGCUACCCAAUUACAAUUACAUAAUCAGCCCAAGAACGUGAAUUUUCAACUUUUGGUUGCAAAGUUGAGAAAGAAGGCCGUUGGUUUAUGUGAAGCGGAGCGGAGUUUUUAUUAUCAAAAGGCUGUUCCGUCGAUUGAAAACAACAUUAUUUGCAAUGGGCCUUUGGUAUCUUUGGAACAAAGCAAUGCAUUGGUUUGGGACAUUUCUUUUGAGGAGAUCAAAGAGGCUCUUUUUGGGAUUGGAGAUAAUAAAUCUCUCGGAUCGGUUGGGUACACUUCAUGUUUUUUCAAAAGUACAUGGGGGUGUAUUGAACAUGAUUUUGUGGAGGCUAUUAUGAAAUUCUUUUCAUUGGGAUCCAUUCCUAAGCAAAUCAAUCAUGCGGUCAUUGCUUUGGUGCCAAAAUCUACUCAUGCACCUAGUGUUGAGGAUUAUAGAUCGAUAUCUUGUUGUAAUGUGAUCUAUAAAGUGAUCACAAAAAUCCUUGCAUCUCGAUUGAGGCCUAUCUUGGGAGACAUUGUGGACCAAGCACAAGCCGCUUUCAUUGAAGGUAGGAACAUGACGGAAAAUAUUCAUCUUACUCAAGAACUCAUGAGACAAUACAAUAGAAAGAGGGUAGUUCCAAUGCCUCCUUAA